AGUCAGAGGUAGAAAGCUGCCCAUUCGCAGUUUAGAUGCUCUCACCUCCUGGGCCUUAUAAGAAGGCUUCUCCCCCGUGGCCCAGGAAAUGGUGUGGACUCCGUAAGGGCAGAGCCCAGAGAUGAAAGGGUUGGGCUGGCUGCAGAGCGGGUGAGGUGGGCGGAGCCUCAAGGGCACAGAUUUAAAAUCCACCCCUGGCUGGAUCAGCUGGAGACAGACCAGUUAGAAACCACCUAAGGCAUUAUGAAAGACUUCUACGCCAGAGUUACUGUCAUGGUUACAGGUCUUUGCUUUAUGGGAACAGUGACAAACCCAUCAAGAAAAAGCAGUCUUUCCCUUCAUCAGCAGGAUGGGGAUCUUCUGGCAAACUGGUCUUCUACAAGACAUGCGUCCCAGAAAACAGACGCCGUGGACAGGAACUCCUGUUUCUUUAGAGUUCUCUUCCACACGAACCAUCUGGACCGCACUAAUCAUCGCUUGUCAAAAGUGACCCUCAGCCGUCUCUCGAAUUUGCAUGCUUUGGAGAUGUUAAACCUUGGCGACUACGUUAUCCACUCCCUCUGCCUGGAUCUGCCCCUGCCUUCUUCCUCACAGCAAAAGCGCCACAGAAGUCACUUCCAUGGCCGACAUCCCCGGCUAAAGGUGCUGCUACUUCAAAGGAAUCAACUCGGUCCUAUUCCUAAAGGACUGUGGAAGCUGAAGCCACUGUGCAGUGUGGAUCUGUCACUCAACAGGGGAGUCGGCAUUGGGCUGUCUGGUUUUCAUGGCUGUCUGCAGCUGGAGAGCAUCUAUUUAAAGAACAAGAUCCGCACGAUUCACCCAGAAGCUUUCAAAGGACUCAAAAAAUUACAGGUGGUAGACCUCAGAAGCAGUGCACUGACCACGCUUGUACCAAUUGUGACCAUUGCUCUAGAAUGGCCCAACCUGGAACUUGGCUUGGCUGAUAACCAGCGGCAGUGUAAUGAGAGCGACGCCAACUUCCAAAACAUCGCCUCUGUAUCCUGGAGGGAAAUAUGGAAAGCCGUCUGCAACACGUCUGUGGAGAAUGAGAAACCGUAUGUGGAGGCUCCCCAGAUCAGAAUUUCCAGGGAUAUACACCUUCCUCGCUCUCCUUCCGGCGACUUGCAAAGCCUCAUCCAGAGCAAAGCAGAGAAGCCCCGGGCAGGAAUGGACGCACACCUUUCCGCUCUGGAGAAGAAGGCACAGGUUGGCUCUGGUGAUCUCAAAGGGAUAUGGCUGCAGUCCCCGAUGGAGCUCAGAGACCCCCAGGAUGGACCUGUCCCUGACAGAAAGGAAGACAAACCCCCAGACCUUGCCCUGGCCGUCUGCCUGUCAGUGUUCAUCACAUUUGUGGUGGCGUUCUGCCUGGGGGCUUUUGCAAGACCCUACAUCGACAGACUAUGGCAACAAAGAUGCUUGAACAAAAGGCCUGGCUCCAAGAAUGCCUACUCAAACGAGGGUUUCUAUGACGACGUGGAAGCUGCCCAACAUGUACAGCACCAAGGGACAGAUCUAUGCCAAACUACCCACCACCUAAAUCUGUUUGAGAACCAGGAUCCUUCCUGGGGGACAGAGGCAAUCCCACAUGGUGCUGUCCUAUCAGAACGGAUGCUGAGAAGCAAUGGGAUGGACCCCAGUAGUCAGCAGAGCCCAGGACAAUUCGAGGACAGCGGUGAGGCAAGAAGUGGAGAUGGCAGCUUGUUUCCAAAUGGCCGUGUAGCCCACCCUGCAGUCCACGGGCUUCCAAGGGCUGAUGCUCAGAAGCCGAUUUCACCAGGGCAGGAUCACUAUGACGUUCCUGAAGAAUCACAUUACGACACAGUGGCCCAGGAAUAUUCUCUCCUUGACAAUGCGAUGGAUAGGUCUUCUGUUGCUGGCCGUCUGGGAACUUUCCCCAACUCUAUCAAUAGUGGUUGGGAUGAAUUGUGCCCUUCACAGCCAAGGGAUGUUGUGGCUUCCUUCUCCAAAACCCUAGCACAUAUGAGCACUCGAGAGGCUGAGGAGAGUGUGGGAAGGGGCUUCCCUGAACCUUUGGGAGCCGUGAGCUCCCAGAUGGAAUCUUCUGAGGAAAGGCAAGUGAGCAAUUCCAAUAGAGAGCUGGCCACACAGCAGCCAAGCUUCCAGGAAGUCGAUGUUGAGGAAAGACUUGCCCACGUCUACAGUGAGGCCCUAUACAAUGACCCACCCUCCCACAUGCCAAGACGCGGCAGUGGCUAUGAUGUCGCCUCUGCUACUGAGGAGGCUGUGCAGAGAGAUGCUUCCUUUGACCUUCAUGAUGACUUGGUGACCAACUACGAGUCUGAUUCUGAUGAGGGCUCUUUGUUUACCCUUAGUUCUGAGGGUUCUCAGGACACAAGGAGCUUGACUGAAGAACAGGCAUUUGUGGAGAGUGGUGGGGACAGCCAGCCCCUCCCGAGCAGGAACUUGGGGGAAUACAAGGACAAUGUGACAUCAGCAGAAAGUGUUGAAGACAUCACGUCACAACACACUCUAGAGAAGCGUGAAGCGCAGGAAGCUCACCUCGGAAACACUCUCAUUUCUGGUCCAGACUCUUGUGUGUGUGAAACACAUCUGGAAAAUGACUCUAGCCCCCUUGACCCUGAGAAUGUACCAACAUGGACCCAACCCCCAGACCAUAAGCUAGCACACCAUGAGACUCUAGGCACGUUUGUGUAUGGUGACACAGGGCCCCAGUCUGAGGCAGUAGACUGGCUCUACUCCCUUAGAGACCUGGAAUUCCCAAAUAUAGAUAGUUCACCAUCACCACCGUGUUCUGAUCAAGAUCCCUCAGAUCCUGAGGAGCAUGACACCAAAUAGAAGUAAACAUGGCAGCCUUAUAAGCUGGGGGAUAGAGCGCCAUUGGUAGAGUGUGUGCUCACCAUGCACAAACCCCUGGGUGCAAACCACAGCACUGGAGACAUCGGGCACACUGGCACGUACUGUCAGCCCAGCCCUUGGGAGGCAGAGGCAGGAAACAGGCGUGAGACUGAAACGGCUCUUGCACAGCAGAUGAUGGAAUGUUCUGGCAAAUGUGGGCUCUGUUGCUCCAACAGUCAGCUUGUGAGAGAUGUCAGCCCUACAAAGACCCCGUCUCCCACUCACAUUCCAGGACCACAUCCUCAACUGCAGUUGCCCAAAUCUGCAUGGUCAUCCUGGAACCUAAAAGCUAUAUUUUUUUCUUCAGAAAUAUGCGCUCCAAAAUUCACUAUUUUAGUCAACAGUGUCCACCCAGUAAACCCAUUUACAGAUUUUA
Messenger RNA from Rattus rattus (black rat), 3253 nucleotides. RefSeq names its product leucine rich repeat containing 66 (gene Lrrc66). The record is from RefSeq and is a predicted model, not a curated record. Bases 244 to 2817 code for a protein of 857 amino acids. The transcript is spliced from 5 exons. Lineage: Eukaryota; Metazoa; Chordata; Mammalia; Rodentia; Muridae.